Messenger RNA from Salvelinus namaycush (lake trout), 2628 nucleotides. RefSeq names its product protein-glutamine gamma-glutamyltransferase 2-like. Bases 1 to 2628 code for a protein of 875 amino acids. The record is from RefSeq and is a predicted model, not a curated record. Gene Ontology annotation, biological process: peptide cross-linking. Gene Ontology annotation, molecular function: protein-glutamine gamma-glutamyltransferase activity. The transcript is spliced from 16 exons. NCBI's taxonomy places the organism in Eukaryota, Metazoa, Chordata, Actinopteri, Salmoniformes, Salmonidae.
AUGAGCGACGGAGAGCAGCCGCCGCUGGAGGGCAUCUUCAUCGGUGACAACCAGCAGGACGUGGAAAACGCUAACGAGGAUCAAGGACAAGUUGGCGUUAUAGUGUCAAUGUUUGGGACUAUCACUGAGUUUGUGGAAGACAACGAGGACUGGACGGAAUAUCUGGAAAGGGCCUCUAAGCUGGAUGCUUACCCGCUGCCGGGGGUGGAGGACCUGUUUGCGAUGUUUGCUGGAGGCAAGACGUUCUCAGAGCUUGACAUGAGUCACGCCUACCAACAGCUCCUCCUGGACGAGGACUCAAAAGAGUAUGUCACAGUCAACACCCACAAAGGCUUGUUCAGGGGAGACGGAGGAGGAGCACCUCCACCAUCUGGAUCGGGUGUUAGCGAGUUUUGCGUAGCAAAGUGCACAUUCCAAGCACAGAGUUUGACAUACCUAGGUCACACUAUCACAGCGCAGGGUCUGUGUCCUGUGGUGGACAAAGUCAGGGCAAUCAAGGAUGCUCCAAAGCCCAAGAAUGUGUCUGAGCUCAUGUCGUACCUGGGCAUGGUGAACUACUAUGAUGUUGGUAAAGUAGAGCUCCACUGUGAGAAGAACAACACAGCCCACAACACCAAUGACAUCUCAGUGAACAGACUGAUAGUCAGGAGAGGCCAGUCCUUCCUGGUCACCUUUGAACUCCAUGACCCCUCCAGGCCCACAACAGACUUACUGGAGCUGAUGGUGGAGACAGGGCCCCAGCCUUCGGAGGCAUUGGGGACCAGGUCAGUGUUCGGGCUACCUGAGGGCUGUGGGAAGGGUUCCUCCUGGAAGGUCAAGGUUCACCAGGGCUCAGUGCUCCCGGCGGGUUCAAUCACCCUGGACAUCACCAGCCCAGCAGACGCCCCAGUAGGAGAGUACAGCCUCAGCCUGGGCAAGCUCCUUCUGCUGUUUAACCCCUGGUGCCAAGAGGACUGGGUGCAUCUACCUGAAGAGGAGGAGAGGCAGGAGUAUGUGAUGAGAGAACAAGGCCUGGUGUACAAAGGUUCUGACAAAUACAUCAGCUCUACGGCGUGGAACUUUGGACAGUUUGAAGACGAUAUAGUGGACAUUUGCCUGAUGCUGCUUGACGUGAAUCCCAAGUGUCUGAGUGACCCCGCCAAGGACUUCUCUGCUCGUUGCAACCCCAUCUAUGUCAGUAGGGUGGUCAGUGCCAUGAUCAACGCUAACGACGACCGAGGUGUCCUGAUGGGGCGGUGGGAUGGUCAAUACGGUGAUGGCAUGUCCCCCACUCACUGGAACGGCAGUGUGGAGGUACUAAGGAGGUGGCUCAAAAAUGGCGGCAAUCCAGUCAAGUAUGGACAGUGUUGGGUGUUCGCCGCUGUAAUGUGCACAGUACUGAGGUGUUUGGGAAUCCCAUGUCGAGUGGUUACCAACUUCCAGUCAGCCCACGACACCGACAAAAACCUGACAAUCGACGACUUCUUCUCCGACUAUGGAGUCAGACCCAAACAGAGCCCUGACAGUGUAUGGAACUACCAUGUGUGGGUGGAGGCCUGGAUGAGACGGCCCGAUCUCUCAGCAGACUCCUUAUACGACGGCUGGCAGGUUGUGGACCCCACCCCCCAGGAGAAAAGCACUGGUGUUUACUGCUGCGGCCCUGCUCCAGUCAAGGCCAUACUGCAGGGUCACGUUGACCUCAACUACGAUGUGCCCUUUGUCUUCGCCGAAGUCAACGCCGACCGUGUAACCUGGAUGGUGUUCGCUGACGGCUCCAAGAAAAAUAUCUUCACGGACAGUGUGUCCGUAGGCCAGAACAUCAGCACCAAGGCAGUGGGCAGCGACAAGAGAGUGGACAUCACGGCCAACUAUAAACAUGCAGAGGGCACGGAAAAGGAGAGGGAUGUGUACAAUCAAGCUGUGAAAAGAGUCAACAUACCCGAAGAGAAUUCAAACGGGAUCCAUGACGGCAAACCUGGCGUUUCCAUGAAGAUCGUGGAGCUGACCAAGCCGGUCAGCGGCAAAGACAUCGACCUCAAGCUUGUACUGAACAGCAACGACAGUGAAACUCGGACACUAGUGAUCAAUGUCAACGUUCAGGCCAUGAGAUACAACGGGAUCCCAUCCUCCCAGAUACAGACCGAAUUGAAAGAACAGAAGCUCCUUCCCAACCAAGAUCUGACUAUACCCAUCCACAUCCCCUUCUCUGUGUACGGUGAGAAAAUGCGGGAGAGCAACAGCAUCAAGGUUUCGGCUGUGGCCACAGACAAGAACAAGAGUGGGGCAGUGUACAUCACAGAGAAAGACCUUGUGCCAGAGAGCCCUUUGCUCACCAUCAAAGCCAUUGGAUCUGAAUUGCAGUAUAGUGACAUGACGGCAGAGGUGGUGUUUGAGAACCCUCUAUCCGAAGGUCUAAGAGACUGCUUCAUAACAGUGACCGGCAGUGGCUUGCUGACUGAAACAAUGGAAGCCAGAAUGCCUUUGCUAAAACAAGGGCAACGACUACGUGUGAAGAUGCCCUUUACUCCAUACAGACCCGGUCCUAAGAAGCUAGUGGCCGGCUUCAACUGUGAUCAAUUCAGGGACAUUAAGGCAAGCUGCAAUGUGUACAUCAAACCCGUCACCGGUGUUGUCCCCCCACUGCUGUAG